AUGGAUAAAUUUAUCGAACAGACACUUUCACGUAAAGUUUUGUCCUCGAUGGACUAUGUACCAGAGUCAUUAAAAAAACCUUUAACAUCGGUGAAUAUUGUGGAUAAUCUUAUUCAAGAGCGAACGGUUAAUCAUUCUGAUGAUUUUAAUGAAAGAAGUGAUUUGCCCCCCUUAUCAUCAAAAUGCUCUGCUCCGAUUGUUCCCAUUGUUCAUCAUGAAGGCAAUCAUCAUGAGCAGUUGAAAAAAUUUGUUUCUGAUGAUUCGAUUCUUCAAAAGGAAAGAGAAGAACUGGAAGCAAAGUUGGCAAGACAAAGGCAAAAAAAGUCAAUGAUAUCAAUGGAGGCGGAAAGUGCUACUCCUUUUGCUCUCAUUGAUAUUAAUACUGCAGAAAAAGAGAAAUCUCAUCUUACUCCUCCACCAGUUUUGCCAAAGAAUAUUUCUAUUGAUCUCAGUUUAACAGAAUCACAAUGUAAAGAUUCCGGAAAACCAUCUCCAGUUUCAAAGAAAUCCGUCUCAUCAUCAAUAAAUAUGAAUCAGUCGCUAAAUUCGCCAACUUGCUCCACAAAUUCUCAAUCAUCUCUCAGUAACGAUUAUGAUGAGUUAGCUGCUAAAUUAGCCAGAAGGAAUAUGAUCGCUGAAGGUGAACCAGUAGAGCAAGCAAAGCCUCCUAAACUUUCUGUCUAUUCUGAAUUUCAUGAAUUUACACGGAAACAAAUAAAAUAUUUUAUGGAAACAUUUAAAAAAUAUGAUGAGGAUAACGAUAAUUAUAUCGAUUUUAAUGAACUGAAACGAAUGAUGGAGAAAUUGGGUGAAGCACAAACACAUAUUGCACUAAAAAAUAUGCUCAAACUGGUAGACGAAGAUCAGGAUGGUAAAGUAAGUCCACGUGAGUUCAUGCUUAUAUUUCGUUAUGCAUCAACCGGUCAACUGUCUUGUGCAAAAGUUUUUAAUGAAUUAGCUGCAUCAGUAGAUGUUGUCAAGCAGGGAGUGCAUGCUGCUGCUGAUUUCUUCGAAGCUAAGAUCGAAGAACAAACAAAACUGAGCAGAUUUGAAGAAGAAAUUCGAGCUGAACAAGAAGAAAAGAAAUUACAACAAGCUGAGAAAAAGGAACGUCGACAACAAUUUCUUGCAAAUAAAGCAGUUUUCAUAUGA
Brugia malayi is the source of this 1152-nucleotide messenger RNA. RefSeq lists its product as uncharacterized. Lineage: Eukaryota; Metazoa; Nematoda; Chromadorea; Rhabditida; Onchocercidae. Bases 1 to 1152 code for a protein of 383 amino acids. Gene Ontology annotation, molecular function: calcium ion binding. The record is from RefSeq and is a predicted model, not a curated record. The transcript has 8 exons.